Beauveria bassiana ARSEF 2860 is the source of this 1071-nucleotide messenger RNA. RefSeq names its product cucumopine synthase. The transcript has 3 exons. Lineage: Eukaryota; Fungi; Ascomycota; Sordariomycetes; Hypocreales; Cordycipitaceae. The record is from RefSeq and is a predicted model, not a curated record. Bases 1 to 1071 code for a protein of 356 amino acids.
AUGGUAUCUACCCGUCGGAUAAACAUCUGCUGGCCGCAGCUCAACAUCACCGUGACGGCUGAGAUGCGCCACGAUGUUAAUCCAGCUUUGGUUGACCUGCUCUACGAGAAUCUACCCUAUCGCUCUCUCCAGAACCACGCUCUUGUGUCUGGAGACCACCUUUACCACCUGGUGCCGACGGAGAAGCUCAUUUACACCAAAGCAGAUUUUAAAGUCCCGGACCGGACCACUGAGCCGGACGGCACAGUAUUUCUCUCGGGACUUCAGCAUCUAGCUGUCAAGUAUGGCCCGCUCACAGAGUACCUACCUGCCGCGCCGUGCGGCAACAUUGUCCCGGAAGACAUGGACAAGCUGCGCACCGCGGGCCGGGGCAUCUGGAAGGCCUGCAACGAGACGAAGCAAGUCAUUGAGGUGAUUGUUUGGGAUGCCAGCCAGCCCAAGCCAAAGGGGCGGAUCCCCCUCGCGCUUGAAAGAGCUGGGGUUUCGCCAGAGAUCCGAGACCUCGUGGCGGCAAUUCAUCAAGAGACUGAAGCCUCCUGGUCAGGAAUAUCCAAGGAUCUCGCCAAAGUUCAUCAGGGACUCUCUCCUUCCCUAGCAGGCUCCAAAGGAUCAUACUUUGCGACUAUGGUAUUCAUCAAUGGUGAAAUCCGACCGUUGGGCUACAACGUCUUGAACAACAUUCUCAAAGUCGCAGCCACGCAGCCCAAUUUUGACCUGGAACAGCUCGCCGCGCUCUACACCGUCUUUGCCUCGGUGCCCUCCGAGUUUGUCGGCUACACGGGCGCCAACUACCUCUUUUCGACGCACGAGGCCAUCACGGCCAUGAUCAAAAAGUCUGUCCUGCAGAACAGGAACAAGGCGGACGCGCGGGAGGAUCUCUUGGCCAUGGUGAGCGCGUUUGCCAAGUACGUCAACUUGCUCAAUGCCCAGAAUCUGCACGUUUUCCCGUGGAAGCACACCAAGGAGUAUCCCAUCAGCGGAGUGAGCCAGCAGGUGGAUGUCGACUCGCGAUCCUGGCUGGAGAGAUUGUUUGCGUUUGUUACCUCGACGCUCGCGCCACCAUCCAAGUGA